CAAAAAUAUUUUCAUUAUGCUCUGGGUAAUGCUUCGUUUCCACGAAGGCCAUUAAAAAGAAGCUCUGAAAUCUCAGAUUUUCCUUUUCUUUUAAAAAAUUUUCUUUCGUUUUCUCAGCUUCCAAACAGUCUUAGGUGGUGCGACUUUAAAGGGAGCCAAAGUUUAGCGAUUUUGAUCUAACAAGCAAAAAUUAGGCAGUAAAGAAAGGAGGGCCGAGUUAAUUCAGUGAAUCGAAGGGUAAAGUGAUGAUGUCAAGGCAAAAACUAGGCAACAUCAACAUGGAAAAUUUACUCCCUGGCAAAAUCAGGAAACGAGUGUGUUCACCAUCGACAUCAUCUUCAUCAUCCGUUAUCCAAAACUACAGAUUCAAGAGAGCGAUUACUGUAGGUAGCAAAAGGGGUGGAUCCAGUACGCCUGUGCCUACGUGGAAGCUGAUGAUGAGAUCCCCAUUAUCAGUUUCAAAGUUGAGAGCUGCUGAGUCUCCUAAAUAUGCCGGCUCACAAAGUGGGAGUAAAGUGAAAGGGCAAGGGCUGGGGCAGCAGCAGCCGGUUUCGGCGAGGAAACUGGCGGCGACGCUGUGGGAAAUGAAUGAGAUACCGUCACCUAUAAGAAAGGGAAGGAACGAGGAAAGGAGGAGGAAGGAAGGGAGAGAAAGGGGCACUGCCAGGUCCGUUCACUCGGGUUCUUUGCCUCCUCACUUGUCUGAUCCUUCUCAUAGCCCAGUUUCUGAGAGAAUGGAUCGACCUGGAACUGCUAGUCAUCGGAGAAGAGCAUCAUCUGUUUCUCAGAAGCCCAGGUUUAUAGACCACAAUGUUGGGGUGUUGGAUUCUACUAGCAAUGCCAGUUUGAUGGAGAUUGAAUCUAAAUCUCAUGCCCAAACUCCCAAGGGAUCAACUGUUGGCACUAAGACUCGUUUGAAGGAUAUUAGUAAUGCCUUGACGACAUCCAAAGAACUACUGAAAAUUAUCAACCGCAUGUGGGGUCAUGAAGAUCGCCCUUCAUCAAGUAUGCCCCUUAUUGCUGCCUUACAUUCUGAGUUAGAAAGGGCUCGUCUGCAAGUAAAUCAACUCAUACAAGAGCAGCGUUCGGACCAGCAGGAAAUUAAUUAUUUGAUGAAGUGCUUUGCUCAAGAAAAGGCAGCGUGGAAAAACAAAGAACAAAAAGUUGUCGAGGCUGCUAUUGAGUCAGUUGCAGGGGAACUUGACGUGGAGAGAAAGCUUCGGAUACGUUUUGAAAGUUUAAACAAGAAGCUCGGGAAAGAACUAGCUGAGACAAAGACAUCUCUUCUGAAAUCAGUGAAAGAACUCGAGAAUGAGAAAAGGACGAGGGAGGUAAUGGAGCAAGUAUGUGAUGAAUUAGCCAGGGAUAUCAGUGAAGAUAAAGCUGAAAUGGAAGAGCUGAAGAGAGAGUCUGUGAAAGUUCAUGAAGAGGUAGAAAAGGAAAGGGAGAUAACACAGUUAGCUGAUGUGGUGCGUGAUCAGAGAGUUCGAACAAAGCUGUCAGGUGGCAAAUAUCAUCUUGAGAAGAAAAAUGCAGCUGUUGAUAAACUGAGGAACCAACUUGAAGCUUUUCUAGGUAAAAAAAGAGUAAAAGAAACAGGGCGUCAUUCUGUAAGUGAACCUAAAAGUGAGGAUAUUGCUGCCUAUUUAAACAGAGCCCAUUUUGGUUUCCAUCCAAGUGAGGAAAAUGAUGACAAUGGAGAAGUUGAAGAUGGUGUAGAAUGCGAAGAAGACUCAGCCGAAAGUGAUCUUCAUUCCAUAGAAAUAAAUACGGACAACAAUAGCAAGAACUACAAGUGGGCAUAUGCUCCUGCUGCUGUUCACGAUUCAAGAGACCCUCUAAUAAAUGAAGCAAACAUCACAGGUAGAAAGUCUACCUCCAGCAGAUUACCAAAGAGAAGUACUUCACUACAAAGGAGCAUAUCAGAUGGAGUUGAAUGGGGCAUGCAAAAUGAAAUGGUUCGGAAUUUUGAUAACGAUUCAGAGGGGGGUAGAUUUGCUGAACUGGAAAAGCAAGCUGAAGAAAAAGGUUAUGGAGAUGAAAUGCAUGGAUAUAAAGCUGUAAAAGGUCUUAGGGAACACCUUUUAUCUGGUUCUAGAGCAAGUAGAGCUUAUGCUAGUUCAACACGCGCUUCAAGAGAUCUCGACAAUGUAGCUCAAGAGAGGCCACCAUUGGUGCCUGGUAGUGGUUUGCAGUCAAGGGUAGCAGAAUUCAGAGGUGAAGCCAGUAAUGAUAGAAAAUCAAGACGUUGAGAAACACAAUUUUGUUGACUAUGCUCUUCUAACUGUUCUCAGCCUCCUUUUGACUUGCCAAUUGAAUUCUGGAAGAGUGAUCAAGCUUGUGUGAUGCCCUGCUGUAACAGGAUUUGGAUGGAAACAAGUUUCACUUUUUUUUUGUUGGUUAGUGCUUUGUGUGAUGCCUCUAGAGGGUGCUCAAAUUGCAAUGAUCGCUGCUUGAUAUGUUGCACCUGUUUGUGGACCAUGGUUAGGAUUGUUUGUCUUUUGUAGAGCAAUUUAUUUUUCUUUUUCUUUUUUCAAGGAAACUGUUGUAAUUGAACCAGUUUGAUCUUGUACUAUAACUUAAAUGUAAAGUAUGCUGGAAGUGUUGAAACUUUAUCUGUCAUCUUCUCCUC
This is a messenger RNA of Hibiscus syriacus, 2632 nucleotides long. RefSeq lists its product as uncharacterized. The transcript has 4 exons. Bases 246 to 2252 code for a protein of 668 amino acids. The record is from RefSeq and is a predicted model, not a curated record. NCBI's taxonomy places the organism in Eukaryota, Viridiplantae, Streptophyta, Magnoliopsida, Malvales, Malvaceae.